AUGAUGAGCAGAUCAGCCAGCACCAUUGGAAAUACGGCCAGACCUAAAGUUGUGCUUCCUACCAAGGAACCUACAGAGGCUCUGAGCAUGGGUACAGAUCUAGUCAGCCAAUCUGGGACACACUACCGAAUCGAUCGGAUCCUACAACAUAAGACUGAACCAACGCUAUCAUGCGUUUACCUGGCUACUGCUAAAGAUGGAAAGAAACAUGUUAUCAAGAAUAUCUUUCAUACCGAAUUCGAAUACCAACUGGAUCUACAGGCUCCUCUUGCAGGUUGUCCCAAUCUACGAGUUGUGAUAGACACCAUCCCGGAACACCUCCUAUUUGUCUAUGACUACUCCACCGAAGACCUUCUUGACUUAGUUGUGAAAAAGGAACUUCCCCACCUAGCGAGGAAGAUGAUUCUGCGAGAUACGUUGGCGGGACUUGCGGCUAUGCAUAAACACGGCAUCACACGGUGGGUCAAGAGAACCCAAAUCGGCGACCUUGAAAUGGGCUCGAUGAUUCCACCAGGUCUAAAUGUUCGUGGUGCCCUACUGGGAAAUCCAAUGUGGCGUAGUCCAGAGUCCCAUGCUGCAGCCCGAAUUAACAUCCCCUCUGACGUUUUCUCGUUUGGCCUUGUUUGCAUUUUUACCAUGCUUCGAAAGAUCAUCUUUCGUAUCGACGAGGGAAGUCUAAGUAGAGCAGAGAAAGAACGGAUUAUUGUAAAGCGACUUCUCUCUCACUUUGGAGACGGCCCAGGACUGGUUGGCUUCUUACAUCACCUGGAAGAUAAUUCUGCUAAAUGGCGCGACCUUGUCGUGACCAUCGCCGACGAGUUUACGCCUGCUGAUCCGAGAUACCCCUUUUCUAUUUGGGAAGACGUUGACGAGUCCUUUCGGGACAUCAUUGUCAAAAUGACGAGUCUCGAUCCUGCAAGGAGGAUAACGGCCAAAGAUGCGCUUGAGCACCCUUGGUUCAAGGAUAUACAUGAAUGA
Arthroderma uncinatum is the source of this 978-nucleotide messenger RNA. RefSeq lists its product as uncharacterized. Gene Ontology annotation, molecular function: protein serine/threonine kinase activity; ATP binding. NCBI's taxonomy places the organism in Eukaryota, Fungi, Ascomycota, Eurotiomycetes, Onygenales, Arthrodermataceae. Gene Ontology annotation, cellular component: nucleus. Bases 1 to 978 code for a protein of 325 amino acids. Gene Ontology annotation, biological process: protein phosphorylation; mitotic DNA damage checkpoint signaling. The record is from RefSeq and is a predicted model, not a curated record. The transcript has 4 exons.